GGGCGGGCUCCCUCGGGGUCCCCGCUGGCCGGCACUCGGGCUGCAGCUGCGCGAUGGAGGCGCCCGCCGAGCUGCUGGCGGCGCUGCCCGCCCUGGCCACCGCGCUGGCGCUGCUGCUCGCCUGGCUGCUGGUGCGGCGGGGAUCGGCCGCGCCCCCGGAGCCCGCCGGUGCGCCCCCGGCCCAGGCCAGCGGGACCCCCAAGCCGCCCGGCCCCAGCGCCCGGGAGCUGGCGGCCGCGCCCCGGGGAGCCGGGGGGCCGGAGGGUCCCGCGGGGGCGGCGGAGGCGAAGGAGCUGGCCACCGAGGAGAGGCAGGAAAAGGAGCUGGAAACGGAGCAGAAGAAGGUCCUGCCCCGGGCAAGGCUUCAGGAAGAUGGAGGAGACCCCUUCUUCAAGUACAGCCCUGGGAAGCUGCGGGGGAACCAGUACAAGCAGAUGAUGACCAAGGAGGAGCUGGAGGAGGAGCAGAGGAUUGAGCUGACCUCUGACCUCACUUCCCUGUAGCAAGCUCCUUAGGUCCUGAGCCACAAAUAUUCUUGCAAAUCCUUUUGAACUGAAGAAUAAUGGAGUUAGCCCUAGCCUCUUCCUAAAGGCUUUUUCUUUUGGCAUCUUAAGAGCUUGACAGAUAAAACGGGAAGUCCCCAGGGAGCCCUCUGAUGACUCCUGGGGACAUCUUGCCUUCAUGCGCCUGCUGAGACAAAGUCCCUCUCUUGGGGACUUCCCUGUGGCUGCCCCCUCCCUCCUUAUCCAGCCUGCCCCACCUCCUGAUCCCCCAGUGCCUUUGGCUCUCCCAUUUGAGAGGUGUUGCUCCCUGCUUCUGCAGGUUGCUUGGUUGAGAUGAAGGUUUUAGAAAUGGGAUCUUUACCCUGGACUUUGAUUUUUUUUUUUUUUUAUCAUUCACCCUUAUUUCCCUUCCCAUCACACCCUUCUCACAUUAGAUAUUGCCAACAUUAGCACCUUUAUCCUUUUUUUUUUUUUUUUAACCAGAGCACUGCUCAGCUCUGGCUUAUGGUGGUAUGGGGGAUUGAACCUGCGACUUUGGAAACUCAGGCAUGACAGUCACUUUGUGUAACCAUUAUGCUGUCUACCCCCAGCACCUUUAUCCUUUUUCCAAUCAGUGCAGCUUCACUCCAGACCACCUGCUAUUUCCUUCACUGAAGUUACAAUGUGACAGGACAAAUCAGACAGGCAGCCCCAUGCCCAAGACUAGUCAGGUGUGGAGGCUGCCCUCCUGCCUCUGGAGCCCACCUCCCUCUGACCCCAGGCUAGCUGGGUGACUGGGGCAAGAGACACCAGGAUGACCACAGGGCAGCAAAGACCCACUGCCAGCUAUCCUGGUUCCCCCUUUAGAGAGACCUUGUCACUGAGACCUACUCGAGAUGGUCUCACCAGCAUAGCCAGAUUACCACCUUUCACUUUGACAGAAGCAAUAAUCACAGUGUGUGCUUAAUAUAUAUCUCUUGUCCAGGCCUUUUUCUAAAAGGUUCCACAGACCAGUUAGAGCUUUGACUGGCAGGUAGUCAGAUCUAUCCCAGAUUAACUCCUUGGAAUUUUAUAGUUGACAGGAUUUCUACAAGACCAAACCAAUGUCAGUUCUUAGGUCUAUAGGUUAAAACAGCUUUUUCUUCUUAGCAGUAAGUUUAUAGAGAGUGUCUUCCAUUUAGUAUCACCCAGAGAGCAUGUGAAUUCCUAGUGGCCUUCUCUGGGCUUGAUACCUUAGGUUCAGGGGUCACAUAGCCAUGGGGCAAUAGAAGACGGACUCGUGUGAGGACGCGUCGACACGCAGCGAUAGCAGUGUCCUAGUCCAAGCCAAGAGUUUGUUGAUGCAGCAAGUCCCCCAGACUAGUUCUCUAGGUUUAUUUGGAAACUUUCUGAACGUGGCUUGUAGCUCCCGAGCCUCGUCUUCUCCUAAUGGCUUGGGGGGGUGUCAGUCUUUGUUUAGUCCAAUAAACUUUGAGUAGAUGAUCUUGA
Messenger RNA from Erinaceus europaeus (western European hedgehog), 1970 nucleotides. RefSeq names its product matrix remodeling associated 7 (gene MXRA7). The record is from RefSeq and is a predicted model, not a curated record. The transcript is spliced from 5 exons. The coding region runs from base 54 to 503 and encodes 149 amino acids. NCBI's taxonomy places the organism in Eukaryota, Metazoa, Chordata, Mammalia, Eulipotyphla, Erinaceidae.